AUUUCUAACAACCUCCCCGGUAAUGCCAAUGUUGCUGGUCCCUCGAUCACAUCUUGAGUAGCAACCAUCAUGCCCAAGGAGCAUAUGCAAAUUAUCAGAUUUGUGGUCCUGGAGGAUGUGCUAUGUAGGAGAGCAGCCCUGAUGAGCAUGCCAUCUCUGAUAUUUACUAGCUGUGUGACCUUGGACAAGCAUCUUUACCUUUCCAGGUCUCUGCUUUCUCAUCUGUGAAAUUAGGAGUUUGGUCUGGAUGAUCUCUAAGAUCACUUUGGACUGUAAAAUCAUUUGAUUAUUUCUGAUGAAGAAAACCUACUUUAGAACCAAAGGCUUACUCUGAGGGCAAAUUUCCCUUUUAUUACAAGGCAGGGGAGGGGAGUAAAAUCUACUGUGAUUCUUUUAUUUAUCUUCUUAACUCCAAAUUUUUUAUGUGUUCUAAGGUCAUUUAUCUUUCUGAAUGUGCAGAACAUCGACAUUAUCCAUGAAGAAGAGGCAACAUUGAGUAGUGAACAACAACAUUUGAUCUCUCUCCAACUCAGCUCUCAGCCUCCCCAGGGACUUCUUGAUAGCUAACAGCUUUGACUACUUGAUCAUGACACUGCCUCUCUAAUUACAGAACAAAACUACUGACUGCCUGUUGGUCACUGGUAUUGGUACUCACUUCUCGGUGCCACCUGCUUCAAGGAGAUAUAAUGGAGAAUUUCACAGAAUCACCACCAAGUUUGCAGGUAGAGCAUUCCUCCCUUUGGGCAGAUAAUCUGAUUCUAGAGCCACAAGUUCAUCACCUGACUGAGGACAAUACUGCUCUAAGAGGUCAAGUCAUGCCUACCUUGGCCACCCCAAUGAUGCCUGUAUCCAGCUCACUUGAGCAUCUCAGCCAGUUUCAUGUUGACCCUGCCAAUCUCUCAGGGUUUCUUGCUCAGGCGACUACCUACUUGACAACUCUCAAGACCCCCAAUCCUGCAGAUGAUGUCCAGGUCAAGUUUUUUUUUGACUAUAUAUCUCGGCAGGUAGAAAGAUGUAGGAUCCUACCUGGGUCUGACCAGAAUACUCUGCUGAAACAAUAUGAGAACUUUGUUUUUGAGUUCCAGCAGUUAUUUGGUGAGCCCACAAAACAGGAAAUGAACCCUCUGGUGAAUGCUAAAGUUGACAAAGGGGAUGAUUCCUUUCAACAGUAUGCUACCACCUUCCAGCACCUUGCUCAAAAUAUGAACUGUAAUAAAACCAUGUUGAGUGACCAUCUCCAAGAGGGACUGGCCGACCCCAUCCAGGAUGAAGUGAGUGGUACAGAUAUGGUGGAAAACCUCCCAGACCUGAUUACUCAGUGCAUUCAGUUGGACAGGAAACGUAGUGACAGGCCAGAGCUCCUGCAGUCAGAGGCACAUCUUCUAAGGCCAGCUUCUCUGAUCCACCACCAAUACCUCUCCAAUCCCACAGGCCCACCAGCCAAGGAAGAGCCUACACAGCUGCGGGGAGGCCAGCAGCCUCUCACACCAGCCAAGCGCGCCCGCCAGCAAGAAACCCAGUUUUGCCUCUACUGCAGCCAGCCUGGCCACUUCACAAAAGAUUGCCUCGCCAAACGUUCUCGAGCCCUGGCAAGGAAAAAUAACCCAACUCACAAGUAAGAGGAACCCAAGAAGAUUACUUUUCAAACUUAUAUCCCUCUCACCUCCAGCCUUACUAAUUUAUGCUCUAUACUAACUUUCAAAAUACAGGUGGGGAACUGUGAUAACGUUUUAUAGUUGUGAACUAAUGUGCUUCUGAGAACUUGAACUAAUGUGCUUCUGAGAACUUAAACUAAUGUGCUUCUGAGCCCUUGUUCAUUGGAAACUGACGCCUCAAACCAAACCUGAGCCCACAAAAUGAUGAAAACAACUCACAGGCAUGCUCUGCAGGUGGGAUCAAUCCCCCAAGAGUACUGAAAGCUUGCAGGCAAAGCUCUGCCCAGUCUGAGCUAAUGAAAAGAAGCCUGGCAGUGCAUUAGGAACCCCAUCCCCACCAACGGGUGGAAUUUGGGUUGAGUUUGUUGGCUCAAGUCUUGUACCUUCUGUGCCUAGGAUUGAGCACAAGGCGCUCACCCUGUCAUUGGUCUAUAUCCCAGUUCUCUGUUGGUUUGUGACCUUUGGUUGCAGUCCUAAUCCCCUUCCCAUAUCCUGCCAAUUCUUUCGUCGUAAAGGCUGGAUCCUGCUCCUUAUAACUCUAGCUGUUGACUAAGGUUCAAGUUCAACCCAAACCAACCUUCCUGGAACCACAGCUCUGCCACCU
Molecule: messenger RNA, 2259 nt
Organism: Loxodonta africana (African savanna elephant)
Lineage: Eukaryota; Metazoa; Chordata; Mammalia; Proboscidea; Elephantidae
Gene: RTL4
Product: retrotransposon Gag like 4
Exons: 1
Coding region: 687-1619 (310 amino acids)
Molecular function (GO): nucleic acid binding; zinc ion binding
Source: RefSeq, a predicted model, not a curated record